Messenger RNA from Siniperca chuatsi (mandarin fish), 1023 nucleotides. Its product is annotated as mast cell protease 1-like. The coding region runs from base 1 to 840 and encodes 279 amino acids. Gene Ontology annotation, molecular function: serine-type endopeptidase activity. Lineage: Eukaryota; Metazoa; Chordata; Actinopteri; Centrarchiformes; Sinipercidae. The transcript is spliced from 5 exons. The record is from RefSeq and is a predicted model, not a curated record. Gene Ontology annotation, biological process: proteolysis.
AUGGUGAAAUACAAGUUACCUGGAUGUGUCACAGUGAGCACAGUGGUGGAUCUGCAGAAGAGAAUCAUUGGAGGUCAACAGUGUCAACCAACUGAACGUCUGUACCACGUGAAAUUGAUAGCAGUUAAUGCUCAACAAUGGUCCUUGUGUGGUGGCUCUCUGAUCAGUGACCAGUGGAUUCUGACUGCAGCUCACUGCUGGAAGCAAGGAUGGACUAUGAAUGCAGUUGUAGGUGUGCAUCCAGGUCCGGGACAAACAGUACAAAUCACAGCACCACCUGAGAUCUUUAGGGACAACAAUCAAAGGACCCAUGACAUCAUGCUGCUGAAGCUACCUAACCCUAUAACUCAGAUUCGACCUGUGGGACUUCCUGACUGUAAAAAGCGUCCCAAUAUGAGUCAUAAUCUUUCCCUUUCAAUAAUUCUGAAAGCUCAGCUCAACGUUUUUGAAUCAUUUUUUAGACUUUGUUUAAAUGAAAACUGCUAUAAAACGGUUUCUUUUUACUCUUUUAAUUGUAUUUCAGAGGUGCUAAAGUUCAGAUUGCAGGUCAUGGAGCCCCUGCUGCAGGCCCUAAUAAUCAAAGACAACCUGGUUUGUCAAAUACUCUCCAAUGUGCAAACAUCGAGGUUGUCGACUGUCAGAGGCUCAGAGCUCUUGUCUCAAAAAGGACGUAUCAACACUGGUUCUGUGGCCAAACUCCUGGAGUGGAUACAUGUUCAGGUGACUCUGGUGGAGGAGUGUUGUACAAUCACAGGAUUUAUGGUGUCCAUGCAUUCACUGGUAACUCUAAAUACGCCUGUACUGAAGCAGCUGGAUUCAUGGACGUCUGUGCAUACAUAAAGUGGAUCAAAAAUACUAUUACUAGACCAAAGAAAUGUCUAAUGUGUGGUUAACUGUAACAUGUCCUGUCAUUUAACAAGCAUUUCACAUUCAUUCGGAAAACUGUGGAGUUGCUCUAAAUUUUCAAUUCAUAAAUGUACAUGUACGUUAAAUGUUCAACCAUCAUUUGUAAAGUCCUUUAAG